This is a messenger RNA of Wyeomyia smithii (pitcher-plant mosquito), 1249 nucleotides long. Its product is annotated as fatty acid hydroxylase domain-containing protein 2-like. The transcript is spliced from 3 exons. Bases 191 to 1105 code for a protein of 304 amino acids. Lineage: Eukaryota; Metazoa; Arthropoda; Insecta; Diptera; Culicidae. Gene Ontology annotation, biological process: sterol biosynthetic process. Gene Ontology annotation, molecular function: C-4 methylsterol oxidase activity; iron ion binding. The record is from RefSeq and is a predicted model, not a curated record.
CAGAAGGGAGAAGAACGCUUCUCGCGAAUCAUUCGCUUUCUCGUCCCGGUCAGUGAACAUAAACAGCAAGCAACGAUUCCAGUUCAGCGCCGGGUCUGUUCGGGAGCGCACGUCGUUUAAUUAGUAUUCCAAGCUCGGUACAGUUAGUCUGUAACCCUCGUAAACACUUUUGGACAAGAAGUGAUAAGUUAUGACAGGUCUAAGUGCAGAAAUCUUUGAUUUACCGGCGAGGCAAUUUCGCCUCGUCUGGGGUGCGUCCGGAAAUUUGUGGCAAUCGCUGUGGGAUCAAUUUCUGGAUAUUGCAGGUGAUGACCCAUUUCGGUUGUGGAUUUUUGGAACGCUCACUUUCACCACGCUCCUCUACUGGGCAAUUGGCAGCGUCUACACACUGUUCGAUGUGACCAAUCAGCCCGCCUUUCUGCGUCGCUACAAAGUUCAACCCGGUACCAACGAACCUGUGGACGGUGAUCGGCUCAGAAAGGUAAUUCGCCAGGUACUGUUCAAUCAAUUUUUCACCGGACCUCCGCUACUGCUGGGUUUGUACUACCUUAUGGGUCCCCAAACGCGGGAAUCCAUCCGCCAACUGCCAACCUUUCCGACGGUGGUCUGGCAGCUGCUCGCUUGCAUCGUAAUUGAGGAGUUUGGCUUCUACUACAGUCAUCGUCUGCUGCACGCUGGUCGAAUCUACAAGUUUAUCCAUAAGCAGCACCACGAGUGGACGGCACCCAUUUCGAUAACUGCGAUGUACUCGCAUCCGCUUGAAAACAUUCUCAGCAAUCUACUUCCGAUUGGUGCCGGAGUUUAUGCUACUGGAUGCCACAUAGCCGUCGCUUGGUUGUGGUUUAUGUUGGCAAUCGCCAACACGUUGCAUGUCCACUCCGGUUAUCAUCUGCCGUUUUUGCCCAGCCCGGAGCAACAUGACUUCCAUCAUUUGAAGUUCAAUCAGUGCUACGGAGUGCUGGGUUUCCUUGACUGGUUGCACGGAACUAACAGCUUGUUCAUGAGCUCGAAACAAUCCGAGCGGGAUUAUAUACUCACGAAGUUCAUGCCGGUGCGCGAGAUUCAUCCGGACUCGGAGAAUGUUUCCAACGGGAAAACAAAAUAAUUACUAGGGUAAAUACAGGUGAACUCUAGAUUAAUCCACUGAAACGGAAUCGCUUAAAGAGUUAAGUAUGAAAAGAGUAAGAGAUUUGUAUAAUAACAGAUAAAGUUGAACAGUAAAUUCUCGCACAAUGCUUUGAAGGUAAAA